AUGAAAUUUUCCAUAAUAAUUGCAAUCGUCUUUGGCCUAUUAUCGAUGACGCUCACGCUCAUUGAAGCUCAUACCGUGUGGAUACAUAACAAGGUAGCGGUUGGUACACAUACACGUGUUACUGCCGCCAAAGAUCGGAACGGCAAAGGAUUCUCCACCGAUGGUAAUUGGGCUCACAAAGGUUAUUCUUUGAAUAUCCCUGAUGAUGUAAAAGCAUAUUGGCUCGGUUUCAAUGUUUAUGACUCUUUUGAAGAAGAUAAAUGGCGUGGCCCAAUCACUAAUGAUGGGGAUAAAUGUUAUCACUUUCAUGGUACUUUAGAAAAUUGGGACAUAUAUGAAUGUUAA
Funneliformis mosseae is the source of this 345-nucleotide messenger RNA. NCBI's taxonomy places the organism in Eukaryota, Fungi, Glomeromycota, Glomeromycetes, Glomerales, Glomeraceae. The record is from the annotation of a GenBank genome assembly.